Molecule: messenger RNA, 7370 nt
Organism: Mytilus trossulus (common blue mussel)
Lineage: Eukaryota; Metazoa; Mollusca; Bivalvia; Mytilida; Mytilidae
Product: protein transport protein Sec24C-like
Exons: 24
Coding region: 177-3722 (1181 amino acids)
Biological process (GO): COPII-coated vesicle cargo loading; endoplasmic reticulum to Golgi vesicle-mediated transport; intracellular protein transport
Cellular component (GO): endoplasmic reticulum exit site; COPII vesicle coat
Molecular function (GO): zinc ion binding; SNARE binding
Source: RefSeq, a predicted model, not a curated record
UGCGCAGGUGCCGAAUUCCGGAAGUUCUCCUUCUGUACGUGGCAGAGAAUUUGUGUAUUUUGAUACGUGUUUACGCAUAUAGUGUUAAACUCUAAGUCAUUCAUCAUAUAUAAUUAGCAAAAGCUAAGAGAACCUCACAAAUAAGAUAAAUACCCAUUCGAGGAUAAAAUGAAACAAUGAAUCCACAGUACCAAGGAAACCAAGGCCAAAUGCCUCCUACAGGUUAUGGACAGCAACCAAUGGGACCAGGUCAAAGACCACCUGGUCCAACACAGAACAUGUACAAUGGUCAAAGUAUGAAUCAACCACAAUUUCAACAAUGUCCGCCAGGGCCUGGGCCAGGUCAAUUUGGAACAGGACCUCCAAAGCCAUAUGGUGGACAACCUCCAACUCAAAAUGGACCUCAACCAGGGCAUGGACCAGCUGGUCCCCAGGGAGACAAUCAGUUUGGAAUGAAUAGAGGCCCACCUCAAAUGGGUGCAAGACCACCAGUUAGUAUGCAGAAUUUUCCAGGUCAAGGUGGUCCUAGACCUGGACCACCUGGAGGUCCAGCGGGCCAGCCAGGUUUUCCUCCAUCUACAGGACCAGGCGGCAUGCCAAUGCAAAGACCAGGUCCACCAUCAUCACAACCAAACAUGGGUGGCCCCGGUGGACAACAACAUAGACCAGGCUUCCCUCCUCAAUCAGGACCUGGACAUCCACCUACUUCUGCUAGCCAGUUGCCAAGUCAGAUGGGUGGUAUGAAUUUAGGAGGACCUAGUGGACCUAUGCCACCUCAACCUGGAAGUGGACAUGGCCCACCAGGUCAGUUUGGUGGUCCACCAUCUUCAAAAGCACCACCAAUGAUGGGACAACCAAAUCAGAUGGGACAACCAAAUCAGAUAGGACAACCAAAUCAGAUGGGACAACCUAAUCAGAUGGGACAGCAACCAUAUCAACAGCCUAAUCAGGGUCAGCCACCAAACUUUGGUGCUCCACCUACAAGUACAUUAAAUGGACCACCAACAAGUAAUUAUGGAAUGCCACCUACAAGUAAUUUUGGAAUGCCCCCUACAAGUAAUUUGAGUGGACCUUCUAGUGGUAUUGGAAUGCCACCAAAUAGUAAUUUGAGUGGACCUUCUAGUGGUAUAGGGAUGCCACCAAAUAGUAAUUUUGGUGGGCAACCAGGAGGUAACUUUGGAAUGCCACCAACCAGUAAUAUGGGUGGACCACCAUCAAGUGGAUAUGGAAUGCCACCUACACCACCAAUGGGUCAAGGACCACAGAUGAAUCAACCAGGUGCAUACAUGGGUGGAUCAAUGCCAGGGCAGGGUGGAUUCCCUCCUCAGCAGUUCCCUGGACCAGGUCAACAAAGAAUGCCAGGGCCUAAUGCAAUGCAACAGCCUCAAGCUAAAAAGUUAGAUCCAGAUUCUAUGCCUAGUCCAGUACAAGUUAUAGAAGAUGACAAAUUAAAUCGUAGUGGACAAUUUCAGACUACAUCAAGAGGAAGUGUACCUCCUCUUGUCACAACAGACUUUACAACUCAGGAUCAGGGAAAUUGCAAUCCAGCAUUCAUGCGUUCAACUAUGUAUAAUGUACCAUGCACAUCAGACAUGAUGAAAAGUAGUCAUAUACCAUUUGCAUUGUCUAUAUGUCCUUUUGCCAAACUUAGAGAUGAGGAGCAACCUCCCCCAAUUGUAAACAUGGGAGAAGUAGGUCCAGUCAGAUGUAAGAGAUGUAAAGCUUACAUGGGUCCAUUCAUGACAUUUGUUGAUGGAGGACGGCGGUUCCAGUGUGUCUUCUGUGGAGCAUCUACUGAUGUUCCACAAGAAUAUUUUAAUCACCUAGAUCACACAGGAAAAAGAGUGGAUGCAUAUGACAGACCAGAAUUGUGUUUAGGAUCAUAUGAAUAUGUAGCUACAAAAGAUUAUUGUAAAAACAGUUUAUUGCCAAAGGAACCUGCCUUUAUAUUUAUGAUUGACGUGUCAUAUAAUAGUGUAAAAAGUGGUCUAGUCCAUCUCAUCUGUGAAAGAUUAAAAUCAGAUAUAUUGUCAUAUUUGCCAAAGGAUAUGGGUGCAGAAGAAUCUGAAAUUAGAGUUGGUUUUGUAACUUAUGCAAAAGAAAUACACUUUUAUAAUGUAAAGAGUAAUUUAGCUCAGCCACAAAUGUUAGUGGUAUCUGAUUUAGAAGAUGUAUUUGUACCUUUACUUGAUGGUUUCUUGGUUAAAGUAUCUGAAUCCGAAGCUGUUAUAGACAGUCUUUUAUCACAAAUCCCUCAGAUGUUUGCUGAGUCUAGGGAAACAGAAACAGUCUUAGGACCUGUUAUUCAGGCUGGUCUUGAUGCAUUAAAAUCUUCAGAUAGAACAGGAAAACUAUAUAUAUUCCACACAUCUUUACCCAUAGCUGAAGCUCCUGGCAAAUUGAAAAACAGAGACGACAGAAAAUUAUUAGGCACAGAUAAAGAAAAGACUAUAUUGACACCGCAGAACAAUUUCUACACUAAAUUGGGCCAGGAAUGUGUUGGGGAGGGUUGUAGUGUUGACUUAUUCCUGUUCCCUAACUCGUAUAUUGAUGUGGCAACAAUAAGUGAAGUCAGUCGCCUAACUGGAGGCAGUGUGUAUAAAUACAGUUACUUCCAGGCUGAUUUAGAUGGUGAUAGAUUUUUAGAAGAUUUAAGAAGAAAUGUACAGAACCAGUCAGGAUUUGAUGCCAUACUCAGAGUCAGAACAAGCACAGGUAUACGACCUGUAGAUUUCUAUGGAAACUUUUACAUGUCUAACACAACAGAUGUUGAAAUGGCUGGAGUAAAUAGUGAUGAUGCUUUAAAUGUAGAAAUUAAACAUGAUGACAAGCUAUCAGAAGGGGAUGGUGCUUAUGUCCAGGUUGCUGUGCUGUAUACUUCUGUGGGUGGUCAGAGACGAUUACGUAUUCAUAAUCUAUCUUUCAAUUGUUGUUUGCAAAUGUCAGAUUUGUUCCGUAGCUGUGAACUUGAUGCUCUUAUUAACUUUCUUGGUAAACAAGCUAUUAAAUCGUUACUGAAUAAUAAUCCAUGUCAAGUACGGGAGAGUAUAACUAAUGAUGUUGCCCAUAUAUUGGCCUGUUAUAGAAAAAAUUGUGCCAGUCCCUCAUCUGCUGGACAACUCAUAUUACCAGAGUGUAUGAAAUUAUUACCAGUAUAUGGAAACUGUGUAUUAAAGAGUGAUGGAUUAAGGGGAGGUCAAGAGAUAUCAACUGAUGACAGAAGUUAUUUAAUGUUUAUAAUGAAUUCUAUGAAUGUGACAUUUUCCAAUGUGUUCUUUUAUCCAAGGAUUUUCCCAGUUCAUGAUUUAGACGAUGAAGCUACAGAUAUACCCAUGAGUAUACGUUGUUCAGCAGAAAGAUUGAGUGAAGAUGGUGUUUAUUUAUUAGAAAAUGGUAUAUCUAUGUUCUUGUGGAUAGGACAUAAUGUUGACCCACACUGGAUACAAGAAGUAUUUAGUGUUCAAGGUGUGGCACAGAUAGAUAUAGAUAAGAGUAAAAUCCUGGACCUUGACAAUCCAGUAUCAAUUCGACUCCGUGAAGUGAUAGCUAAAGUCAGGUCACAAAGAUCAAGAUGUAUGAAGUUGACAAUAAUAAGACAAAGAGACAAGUUAGAACCCUGGUUUAACCAUUUCAUGGCAGAAGACAAAGGAACCAACGGCAGCAGUUCUUAUGUAGACUUUCUAUGCCACAUACAUAAAGAGAUUAGGAACUUAAUGAACUGAUUGUUAUUAUGGUGCAAGGACUCUUUUAUUCAUAAUUAAAUCUACCAUUCAUGCAUAUCUCAGAAUAUGUCAACAUCAUAAUAGACUAAAGAUUAUUUGCAUUAGAAUGACGAAAUCCUGGCCAAGAUAAGAAUGGAUUAUCGGAGCAUUGAUUUCGAAAAGAAUUAGAAGCUUCGAUUGUUUCAAACCAAAGGAAGAGAAAAUCUCUUAAGCUUUUGCUUUUAACCAAUUUAUUUUACACUAUUAAGAAACUGGUUUUUUUUUUACAAUAUACAUGUGAAAAAGUAAGGAGGUUCAUUGUAGAGAGACUCAUAUACCUAGUAAUAGUUGAGAAGUAUGAGAAUUCAUCAAAAGAACAGUUUUAAAAUAUUUUUGCAACAUGAGUGUAGGAAAUUAUUGCAUAAAAUAUUUGCAGUUGUACAAAAAUUUACUGUAUCAAAAAUUAAAAGCAAUUUCAUGUGAACCUCCUUUAUAAAGUAUGAAAUGAGUGAAAUAAAUUGGUUAACUAUUAUUUUGUUUUGUUGUAAUUAAAUUUAUGUCAUUUUUAAGAUAACCAGUCCAUCUAUAUUAAAGAGUUAGGGUUCUCAUAGGGGUACAAAAUCAACAUGGGGAAAACAAAUAAAACAUUACAAAUGGAGAUAUUUUAUUGAAUGUUGUGAUGAAGCAUGUAUUUCUUAUGUAUUUAUGUCUUCCUGUGAUAACCUAGUCAAAUGCAAGUAUAUAAAUUUGUAAAAAUUAUGAUCAGUCAGCUUUUUAAAAAUAGUUGAAUGUCUUUUCUUGAUACAGAUUUCAGAAAUUACAACUUUUUAAUCAAAUUACAACUAUGAAAUAGAAAUAUUCAAUAGUUUAUACUUUCAGUAGCUCUAUUUAAGAUUUUUAUUUUGUCCUUAUGAUUGGUGAAAGCAAUUUACAAACAUAGACUCAUUUAUAUGCAGUCUAAAGCAACAGUCAAUUUGGUAUAUAUACUCUCAAAUAAAAUCAUAUUAUAUUUUGUUAAAUGCUUUUCCUUCAAUCUGGUGGAUAGUUGCCGUAUUAGCUAUCAAACCAAAUCUCCAAACUUUUCUAUAGAUAAUUUAAAUCAAUAUAAUCAUAUUUUUUUUUAAUUUUCUGGCACCAUAGUGCUAUUAGAUUUUACUUUUUUGUUUAAAAAUCUAAUUUAGUUGUUGUAUUGGAAUCAGUAGUGCUUAAUGGUAAUUGGUUGUACUGUGAUGUCAGUAUUUAUUUUGUAGUAAUAAAUAUUUCCAAAAUUUUGUCUGUGUUAAUAAACGAUGGAUGGAUGGCUGUUUAACCAGUGAAUUUAUAAAAUAUACAAACAAGAAAAAUGUUUUUCAAAUAGUACAUAUACAUAGCUGCUGAAUGAUUAAAAGAUAAAGUUUGAAUUUUGAAGUGUUGUAAUACAAUCUAAGGUGAAAAAAUAAAUAUCAACAGCUUAACAAAUCUCGGAUUUAUUUUUGGAAUUAUUUAUUUCUGUAUAUAAUAAACAAUGUACUGUAUAAAUAUUUUAAUAUACUUCAGGUAAAACCAAUUAAAUUGCUAUAUUGAACGUAAGUUACCCGUAACUCUAAAAACUACUGUCAACUGUUUCAAAUCAAAAUAAACGUGUGUAGUUUUCUCUGAUAUUAAAUUCAUUUUAUGAAUUAUGGAACUGUGUCUCUUUGAAAACAUGAAAGCAAGCAUGGCAGUUGGUUUUCAAACAACUUCUGUUUGCCAUCUAAAGAUAUCCAAGAAAUUUAUUUUGCCAUGUAAACAAACAAAGUGUCUGUUUGCACACUUGUAUAAUUAAUAUAAACAAUUUAAUGAUUUAAUCAUAUUUUAUGUGCAAUAUCCUAUAAACGUAUAGUUAAUGAAGCCAUAACUGUAAUAUUAUAUUGCCUAAUGUAGGUAUUUUUUCCGAGUUAAAAAAAUAUUAAAACUAGCUGUAGGGGACAGAAAAUAGGCUCCCUGCAGUAACCAGUCUUUUAUCAAAGCAGAGAAAUUAAUCUAUACUAAAUUCCAAUAUGGAUUUAAAAUUUAGUACAAGGUUUUAAGAUAUUGAGAGUUAUCACCCUUGCUUUAACAGAGAUUACUAAUUAUUAUAGAAUUUUACAAUAGAUAAUUUCUGUAAAUUGUACAUGUAUGUUUGUGAUUGGCUGUUAUAUAUUCUGUUUGGCAUUGAAAGUAAGUUUCCCAGAAAAUGAGUUCAUUAAUGUAAAAUAAACCCAAAUCGUGUAAUUGAACCAUUACUGUGAGGUUAUUGUUUCUCUUAUGUUAUGAUGCCAUUAGAAUUACCUAGUACUGUAAAUUCAGAAUUAUUGCGUGCAUUUAUUAUUGCGAUUAUGUAAUUUUCAACUGAAAUGCGAUUUUAAUUUUUGCAAUAUUGUUAAAAAUCCUGUUUUAUUCACUUAAAAAAUGAAUAAAUGCGAGUUCAAAUCAUUGAGAUUAUAACCACAUCGCAUUUUUUGCAUUAAUAAAAACAUCGCAAUAAUUUCUGAAUUUACAGUAAUUGAGAUGUACUGUGUUCAUGUACAAAAUGUCUGUUUCUGUCUCUGAGCUCUAUCUAAUGUUUAUCUAUUUUAAAAGGUAUUUAUACAAAUAGAUUCUGUGAUAUUUUCAGAUCAUAACACAUCUUUAUUCUUUCAAAACUAUAACCUUGUAAACAGUAAAUUUUUUGUAAUCAUCGAUUAUUCUACACUUAUGUUUUCUCAAACAGCAGCACUUGAAUUUCGAAGAAAAAAAGACAUGUAUUACUAAUCCGCAGUGAGUCACCAUUUGAAGUUUCUUAUAAUGGGCUAAAGAGCUCACAUUUUGGAAAAUUCACUUAUAUGUACAAAAAAAAUAGUUUAUUGUGUACAUCCAAAAUAUAAUUUCAUUGUCAAUCAAUAAAUUAUUGCAUUUUUGAGAACAUGGUUUGCUUGUGUCAUCCCGUAAGGGAAAACAAUGUCAGUAAAUAGAUGUGGCUAAUCCUUAUCAUUAUCAGCACAAAAAUUAUAAUUCGUUAAAAGACCAAUCUGGCUUGUCCAUCAAACAUUUAAGACAUAAUAAUAUUCCACUCGCAGAAAACAAAAAUUAUUUUAGAAAAUUGAACUAAGAGAAAUAAAGAUGUAUUAUGGUCUGAAAUAAGAUUGACUUGUGACAUCUACUAGAAGAAUGAUAUUCAUAGAGUAGAUUUUUAUAAACUGUAAUAUAUGCAUGUAAGUGUUAUUUCAGCUCACCAUAAUUAAUGCUUACCUUAGCAAACCAUGUAUAUAUACCCUUAGAAAGCUGUACAGUUACAUAUGCAAUGGAUUUUAAAAUCAAUUGUCAAAAAAGAAAGAAUGGUAUGAUUGUGUAAGUUGAAUUCAUCUCUUUUGUUGGGUUGUUGUCUCUGACAUAUUCCCUAUAUCCAUUCUCAAUUUUACACGUUUUGGCUUUAAAAUCUUAAAAUCCAAAUUUUUCAAAUUCCUUUGUUUGCAGUAAUGAUAAAUUUAUAAAUCAGAAUAAAUUCAAGAUUCUUAAAACAAAAACCUGUCUUCUGUGUAUAUUUCAACAAGAUUUUGUUUGCCAAUAAUUUAUUUGACUGAAGUAUAUUUUUUUUGUUGCUGUAUCUUGUUAUAUUUGUGGUUCAGGAGUGAUAGUGUGAAUGCUGACCUGUAAAUGAUGUAUAAAUGGCAAUAAAUUAUAAAUAACAUA